Molecule: messenger RNA, 535 nt
Organism: Trichobilharzia szidati
Lineage: Eukaryota; Metazoa; Platyhelminthes; Trematoda; Strigeidida; Schistosomatidae
Source: the annotation of a GenBank genome assembly
AUGCAACAAAUUGAAGUAUUAGAAAAUAGAUUACGUGAGCUAGAACAUUUAGUAUUUGGAGUUAAUAAGCCUGUGAAGAAGCAUGUACCAAGUGAACAAGAAAAGAAUUUAGUUGAUCAGCUGUACACGUUGUACUCUGCGAUGUCGACAGCUGAAAAGCGUCCAGUCAGUGGGAAAUUAUUGUCGAGGGUUAACGAGAUUCAAAAGUACACCGAUCCAAAUUUUAUGGAAGACGAUGUCCUGUUGACCAUGUCAAAGAUUGAAAUCAUUUUAGCUCAGGAAGAGCUAAUAAAAAAAAUUGGAAGUGAUUUGGAAAAAAUUUCAAAGCUCCGGGAUUGUUUAAAUCAUCCAGCAUUCAGUGAUAUAAGCACAUUGAAGAAGAAGUUUGAAGAAUUGCGUAUUGUCUACAAUGAACAAAGUGAUGUGUCGCAGCAGUUGAUAUCAGAUACGCAGGAUUUAGUGAAUACCUAUCAAAGUUUCGUACUUGAUGCAUCUAAAUUAUUCCUAUAUUGGAAUCAACGUAUUGCAGAGUUAG